Amoebophrya sp. A120 is the source of this 1920-nucleotide messenger RNA. Lineage: Eukaryota; Dinophyceae; Syndiniales; Amoebophryaceae. The record is from the annotation of a GenBank genome assembly.
AGGUAGGAAGCGCGCUCAGUUUGCUCCCUUCUUUGAGGCGCGUGAAAUUGCGCGUCGUGCAGGUUUGCGGAAAGCGCGACAGUGGUACAGCUGGCACAAGCAAAACCAUCCGCCUGGGGUUCCAUCGUCGCCCAACGUUGUCUAUGCGAACUCCGGCUGGAAAGGAUUUCCUGACUUUCUUGGGUACGAAGGCAAGUCCAUGCCACGCCGCGCGUCACCUGGUUGCCGACCUAGGCGGAAUUUUCCUAGCGGUGUGGAUCCUUCGAAAGUAGGAAGUACUGGCCUUUUGCGGUACUCGCAGCGGGUAGAGGCCAUCGAUUUCGUGCACCGAGAAAUACAAAAUCAAAUACAAACUCUGACCGACAACAUGGAGUGCCCAAAAAUCGAGUUUACUAAUCUGCCACUAAACUUCGCUGCCAGUAUGUUGUUCCGCGUGACCAGCAGCAACGACGCGCUCGAGGCACCGGACCUGUGGCUACCCAUUCUUGUUCGCUCAUCCUCAUAUAGGUACAAGUCCGGACUGGGACUGCAACAGGAACAGCCGCAGAGUAGCACGCGAAACGAGGUCGACUACGCGUCGCCGAGCUACCGCUACUUCAGAUGUGAGCCGCACCAAAAGGAGCGACUCCAGUACGGACCACUUUUAUGCGUGGCGCCACGCGAGGGAAAGAUGUUCUUACAGGACAGCUUCUACAGCCGAUUUCGCACCAGAUUCAAGAUUCCCACUUCUGCAGCUGUAGACGCGACUGCAGUUCGCGAUUUCCUAAUCGAGAGGUGGAACACUACAAAUGAGACGAAGAAGAUGCCAUUUGACGGAUGGGUAAGGAAAUUGCAAACGCGGUCGCAAGACAAGCCCACAUAUGACGGAUUGCUGCAGCUACGCAAAAUUCUCUACGAGCCGUUGGGGUACCGAUUUGAAUUUUCUCCGACUGAACAGUCCGACAUCAACCUUUGCAAUGCUCGUCUUGGGCAAUACCGUGUCGUGCAUCGGAGAGCAUCGCAGCACUGGCGAGGCUUCUCGGGAGCGCGAUCACUGAAGGUCCUACUCGCUACAUCGCGUCUCGAUGGCAUAGUUUUCUCUGGGCCCGGUACCAACAUUCACCUGCUUGACUUUCUUGUCGUCUUCCAUAAUUCCGUGGCUGCGAAUGGCGAUAUUAUUGCAGGAGUCUUCAUCUUUCCGCGCAAAGUCAUUGAGGAUAACUUGAAUGACCGAGAAGAGAAUUUCUGCCCGUGCUUUUCUCUUCAUGUACCGACUGCCAGUCCGCGUUACGAAUCCGGGCGGCAAGCAAGACAGUGGCAGGAGCCAUACUACAUUGAUCUAACGAGAGCGCUACAAGAUGCAGAACGUGCUACAGUCGCACAAAAUGCGGCAAGGAAAAUAUUCACAGAAUAUCCGCAGCAAGAGCAUUGAUUUGAAUUGGAACACGAACAACAGGGAUAUUGAGGCAGCUUGAAUAAACUACAUUUUCAUUUCCAUCGAACAAGCACAAUUCCGUACGCGAUAGAGAUGGUUUGAAAGAAAAACGGAACGUUGGAAAGCAAAACAGUACCGAAAAUCACUGCCAUACGUUAACGAUUUUCUCCUUCUGGACGAGAAGAACGGCGGUGCGGACCGGAUAAAUAUGACGGGAAAUUCACUGUUUGAAGCAGGGAAAAGACAGCUAAGCCAUCCAGUGGAGGAGCUGAUGGGAGCAGGGAUUGGUGCAAGGCCGGAUCCGGAUUUGUUCAGGAUAGCGGUAGGAGCCGAUCCGGCAAAUAUGGGAAAAUACUAUGCAAAAGUUUAUAUGCGUGAAUUAGCGUUCUAGAGACUCCCAUCAAUUCCUCCCGUUCCCGCUGCCUGUUUUCAACACCUCAGACGUGUCAAGUACGCUUGCGUCUCCAAGGAGGAAUGGUGCCGUGGAGCAUGAUCAGCUCAUUGAU